AUGGCCGUGGGCGAUUACAUCCACGCAAAGGAAGCCGAUCAGCUUCACCCAGGCACGAGAGAUGUAUCCAACCAGCAACGUCCGUCAAGGCAGGUCCCAGACGGUAAAACUGGGGUUGGUGUCUCACAGUCAAGAUUCACUGGACCUUACCUAGUGAAUGAUGUUCAACCUCCACAGGAGGAUGCCCAUCACCAGGAGGAGAGGCAGAAAAGCGUGUUUGAUACGGAUGUCGAAGCGGUGGAUGAUUCCACACUCACCGUAACCAGCGUUGCCGAUGUCGAGGAUAACCAAGCUUUUGGUCCUAGCUUUUACGCCCAGCGCCUUUCUCGAAAUUGGAACGGGAGUGUAGACUCCGAUCUUGGUCAUUCUGAUGACUUCAACGCCGAGGAGGACCAGUUACGUUCAAUUGGUUCCCCGGGUGAUGGGGAUGCCGAUGAUGAGAAAACGCAGACGCUGGACUGGAUUUCUUCUCAAGCUUAUCGCUCUGCAGGAGCAGCAGCGACGAGCAGCCGGAGAGAGGAUCCAUCGAGAAUGAUUACCAGGACGCCUUCUCGGAUGGACCCAGACCGGACGGAGGGAGGAAAGGUCACCUCUACUCGCUUUAUCUCUGCUCCUGAUAUGGUGAAGCCCACCAGGUUGCCGUAUAGAAAGCAAAGCCUGGCAACUACUCCCCAGAACCGCUUCAACUUCAAGAAUGAGCGUCCGUAUGAGCGGCUUAUAUAUCAAUCUCCCACUCGUCGGGCCAGUGGACCACGACCACAGCCGCCUAGCCGGCAGAAGUCGACAACUAGUCCCCAGAAAAAGGACCAUAUGAGGCAAGACUCAAGUUCGUCACAUUAUUACGAAGAAAAUCCCAACCGCAGAGCCGGUAGUGUUCUGGAUACAACAGACGACGAAGAUAUCGACGACACCGACAGCCUUGAUAUCCGGAUACCAGAGCCGUCUAAAGCUACCAAGCAAGCUUCACCUUCACGGGGAGAAAACCGGUUCAAACUAGAUUAUCCUCAAGAAGUGCUUCAGAAGAAAUCAUUCUCGGAUCUUGAGAGUGAGCCCUUUGAUUUCAUUCCUGCUCCUCCUACUACUAGUCCAGAGCCAUCAUCUCCACCUCAGUCCAAGCAAGCCCAAACCGCGGCUGAGAAAGUCGCUCAUGUCCAGACGCUAUCGGACGCGGAGCGCCACGCCUACCUCUCCAGCCUAUCCAUUACGGAAUGGGAGGAAUUUGGCGAUCAGCUCAUCACCGAAUUCAGCAACAUGCUGACCAAGAUCAAGAACGCGCGGCAGGCACGUCGCAAGACGGCAGCUUUGUUCGAGGCUGAGAUCAAACGCAGACAUGAACAAAUUCAGAAGAACAACGCUGAUCUUGACAGGAAGCUCGCCGAGAUGAAAGAGGGGGGAUUGGAGGUGUUGCGUGGAGCAGCUCAUUGA
This is a messenger RNA of Rasamsonia emersonii CBS 393.64, 1425 nucleotides long. RefSeq lists its product as uncharacterized. Gene Ontology annotation, molecular function: TBP-class protein binding; RNA polymerase I core promoter sequence-specific DNA binding. NCBI's taxonomy places the organism in Eukaryota, Fungi, Ascomycota, Eurotiomycetes, Eurotiales, Trichocomaceae. Gene Ontology annotation, biological process: nucleolar large rRNA transcription by RNA polymerase I. The record is from RefSeq and is a predicted model, not a curated record. The coding region runs from base 1 to 1425 and encodes 474 amino acids. Gene Ontology annotation, cellular component: RNA polymerase I core factor complex. The transcript has a single exon.